CCGUAAAUUUAACCAUUUUAGGAGCUGGUAUUGAAAAAGGACUCUCUCUCUCUCUCUCUCUCUCUCUGGGAAUCCAUGGCGACGAGAGAAGAAGAGGAAGGAGUUCUUCUUUACUACAAAUACGUUUCGAUUCCAGACGUUUCAGAACUCCUUCGCUUCUACAAAUCCAACUGCGAUUCCCUCCAUCUCCUCGGCCGCGUCCGCCUCGCUCCUGACGGAGUCAAUGUCACCGUUGGUGGAAAGCUAUCCGCAUUGGAGAAGCAUAUUUUAACAAUUAAAUCAAAUAGCUUAUUCGAAGGCACGGACUUCAAGCUUGCAUCUUGCCAUUCCCCUUCAAAUGACAGGGUUGCUCAAGAAUGUGGAUUCACUUCUCUUUCCAUUCGCGUUGUCAAGGAAUUAGUUACUUUUAGUUCUCAGCCUCUCUUGAAGUCUCCUUCUAUUUCAAACGCUGGGAGGCAUCUCUCAGCAAACGAGUUUCAUUCUGUUCUUCAGAAUGCUGGAAAUGCCUUGGACUCUACUCAGGAUAAAAGACUUGUCUUAUUGGAUGCAAGGAAUGUUUAUGAGACAAGAAUUGGGAAGUUUCAUACCCCAAACGCAGAGACCUUAGAUCCAAAAAUCAGGCAAUAUAGUGAUCUACCAGCCUGGAUAGAUAACCAUUCCAAACAAUUGCAAGGCAGUUGUGUCCUCAUGUACUGCACUGGAGGAAUUAGGUGUGAAAUGGCUUCGGCCUAUAUCAGGUCAAAGGGUGUAGGUUUUGAGAAUGUCUUCCAGUUAUUUGGUGGAAUACAACGCUAUUUAGAGCAAUUUCCAGAUGGCGGUUUUUUUAAAGGAAAGAAUUUUGUUUUUGACCACAGGAUUGCAGUUGGAAGCUCGAAUGCAGAUGUUCUUGGAUCAUGCCUAGUAUGUGGUUCUUCCUUCGACGAUUAUUCAUCACGUUGCCGAUGCACCUACUGCCGGAUGCUGGUUUUGGUGUGUGAUGGUUGCCAGGGGGAGGGUAGUGCGACAUAUAUUUGUGAGCUGUGCCAGAAGCACGGCAAGGGAGAUGGGCCAGUGCUGAUGAUGGAGAACGAAAAUUUCAAUUCAAGAUCAAAAUGUGGUGGAUCUGAAGUUCUUGAGCUUGAAUCUGCUACCUUGUCUGAUCAUAGCACAUCCUUUCCUGAGCUCCCUCUCAGAGACGGUGGUAUGCCUCCAAGAAAGCUGCGAAUCUUGUGCUUGCAUGGGUUCCGUCAAAAUGCAUCUAAUUUCAAGGGAAGAACCGCAUCGCUAGCUAAGAAGCUGAAAAACAUUGCAGAGUUUGUUUAUGUUGAUGCACCCCACGAACUUCCAUUUAUUUACCAACCACGUCCAACCAAACCAAAUCAUGGGUCCGAAGAAUCACCGUCACCACGACAGAUGAAUGAUGUCAAUAAGGCAUCGCAAGAUCAUCCUCCGUCACUGGAGAAUUGCAAGAAAAGGUUUGCGUGGCUGGUUGCUCCGAAGUUCGAUUGCCCAGGAGAAAUGGAUUGGAAAGCAGCUGAUAAACCAUUUGAUCCGCUGCAGUAUCAGCAUCAAACUGAUGGAUUUGAAGAAUCGUAUGAUUAUCUAAAGACCGUUUACUCUCAGAUGGGCCCAUUUGAUGGGGUCUUGGGAUUUUCACAAGGCGCUGCAAUGGCUGCUUUGCUCUGUGCACAGCGAGGAAGAGAUGACAGUGCUCUGUGUUUCAGAUUCGCGAUUUUAUGUUCUGGGUUUCAAAUAUUUUCAGAGAAUGUUGUCUGGGGAUCUUCAAUAAAUUGUCCCUCACUUCAUAUCUUCGGUGGUGGGGAGCGUAAAGACAGGCAGAUAGCAUGCUCUGUCAGCAUGGAACUCACCCAUUUAUUUGAUGAGGGCAGCUCUGUUGUGAUGGAACAUGAAUCAGGUCAUAUAAUACCUACCCAGUCCCCAUAUAUCGACCGGAUAAAAGAUUUUCUUCAGCGUUUUUGCUGAAUUUAUUAGGCAUUUGGUUUUGAUUCUGUCAAAGUGAAUUUUGGCUUUGCAGCUGUUGUUGCUGUUGUAUGUGAGAUGAAAGUAACUUACAAACUC
Magnolia sinica is the source of this 2058-nucleotide messenger RNA. Its product is annotated as rhodanese-like domain-containing protein 6. The record is from RefSeq and is a predicted model, not a curated record. The coding region runs from base 76 to 1962 and encodes 628 amino acids. The transcript is spliced from 9 exons. NCBI's taxonomy places the organism in Eukaryota, Viridiplantae, Streptophyta, Magnoliopsida, Magnoliales, Magnoliaceae.